Messenger RNA from Myripristis murdjan (pinecone soldierfish), 2699 nucleotides. RefSeq names its product SET and MYND domain containing 3 (gene smyd3). Gene Ontology annotation, cellular component: nucleus. The transcript has 12 exons. Bases 69 to 1382 code for a protein of 437 amino acids. The record is from RefSeq and is a predicted model, not a curated record. Gene Ontology annotation, molecular function: protein binding. Lineage: Eukaryota; Metazoa; Chordata; Actinopteri; Holocentriformes; Holocentridae.
UGACGUAAAACGCACGUCUAACGCGGAUGUAAACACUUUGGUUCACAUGGUGGGAAAACUCACUGACUAUGGCACCGAAGCUGGAGCGUUUUACCAGUCCGGGUAAAGGAAACGGCCUGCGGGCGACCGGCCGGAUCAGGAAGGGGGAGCCGGUGUACUCCGCCGAGCCGCUGGCCUGCUGCGUCUCCAACAAAGCGGCGAGACAGGUCUGCCACCACUGCUUCACACGAUGUGAGUCUUUGUUGAGGUGCUCGCAGUGUAAGAUGGCUCGCUACUGUGAUACCACCUGCCAGAAACGAGCUUGGUCUGGCCAUAAGAGAGAGUGUAAGUGCCUUCGGAGCCUCCUACCCAGAAUUCCCACUGACUCAGUCCGUCUGGCUGCAAGAAUCAUCUUUACCCUGUUAACUCCAUCGCAGCGCAGCAGUGAGGAGCUGUACACAUUGGAGGAGCAUGAAUCACACCUUAGUUCUAUGUCACCGCAGAAGAGAGAAGGUCUGUCCCAGCUGGCAGCCAUGUUACAGCUCUACCUGCAGCAGGAAGUACCUAACCUCACACAGGAAAUGACAUUAGUGAUACCACCUUCCUGCCAAGAACCCCUCAGCCUGAUCGCAAAGGUGACGUGUAACUGUUUCACCAUCAGUGAUGGAGAGCUGCAAGAGAUUGGGGUGGGGCUGUACCCAAGUCUGUCCCUAUUAAACCAUGACUGCAGGCCAAACUGUGUGAUGGUGUUUGAGGGAACAAAACUCCACCUCAGGGCUGUCCAGGAUAUCAGUCCCAAAGAAGAGCUGACCAUAAGUUACAUAGAGACAGUAUCGCUGACCGUGGACAGACAGAGACAGCUGGAGGAGCAGUACCACUUCACCUGCCACUGCCAGCGCUGUGACUCUCAAGACAUGGAUGGACUCAUGCUCUCAGGGGACGAAGCAGCGUGGCGCCCCAUGAAAGAGGCCCUGCCCAGACUUGGGGAAUUACAAGCAGAGUUUGAUUGGCAAGCGGUAUUGGAGGGCUGUAGUUCUCUCUUAUUGCCUGAUGGUGGUGCUGUCCCUGAUGAGAAUCUGUACAAGCUGAGAGUGACAGACCUGGCCCUUGACGCCUGCGUUCACCUGGCACACUGGGAGGAAGCUCUGAGAUACGGGGAGAAGACACUCCCAGUAUACAGGCAGUACUACCCUGAUCCCCAUCCGGUCCAUGGGGUCCAGCUGAUGAGAGUUGGUAAGCUGCAUCAUUACCUGGGCCACAUAGAGGAAACUAUGGACACUUUCACACAGGCCUAUGAAAUCAUCAAGGUCACCCACGGCAGCGCUCAUCCUCUGACCUGUGACCUGCGGGGGAAGCUGGAGGAAUGUCGCGCUGAGCUGAGCCAGCCGUCCAGCAGCCGCUAAGGUUCAGCAGCAGCCACAGUUUUUUAAACCUCAUGGCCUUCCUGUGUGCUUUCCCUCAUGCCAUGUGUGCCCUCUUAAAGCUGCAAGAAGCACAUCCACCGGCUUUGAGAUGUAAACAUGGAGACAUUUAUCAACUUGAAAAACAAACAAGCGUGAAAAUGACUAUAUUCACCCUGUUGUGUUCAGUUUUAUUCAGCAUAAACUAAAUUAAUUUAGUUACACCAAAACAUUUUUUCUUUUCAAAUGUAAAUCUCACCUCGAUUUUAGCCAAUAAAUAACAUAAACAAAAAUUAAUUAUCCAUUCAAUUUAUUUUUCCAUUUUGUGACAGUAUAAUUUUUCAUUUUUGAAAGGCCUGAUAAAAUUGCUUUGAUUUUAGUAUACAUAAUACACGCAUAAACCUUUUUCAUUUUUGAAAAAGCUAAUAAAAGUAAUUCACAAUCACUUCCAUCCAUUCAAUUGCCAUACCUGCUUGUUCCUGCUCAGGGUCAUGGGGGGGAUGGAGCCUAUCCCAGCAUGCACUGGGUGGAAGGCAGGGCAGCGUUCUGCGCAGGCCAAAGGUCAGAUGCUGACAUGAGCACAUUUCUCUUCUUUGAACCGAGCACAAACUGCAGCCACACACUCCUGGUGAAACCAAAACGAAACGGCAAAUUAAAAAAGCUCUGUCACACUUCAGCAGGUUCAGGUCCUCGUUUUGUAUUCCAUAAACUCUGGGCCUGUGAAGCCCCCUGACGCUGUGAACAGAGAUUAAAGACUAUAUUAGCACCACAAUAUAAUACUGUUGAGUUAAUUCCAUAUUCUGGCCCCAGGUCACUGUGGGUCCUCCUCACUGCGACUGCUCUCAGUCCCACCCAUGCUUCCAAACCUCCAGAAGGAUCUCCCAUCCCAUAUUAAGUCCCGUCCCACCAUUUUAGACCAUUUUAAAUCAAAUCUAAAAACCCACCUUUUUUCUCUUGCUUUGAGCUCAGUCUGAGGUUGCCCCCUGGUUUUUGUCAAGUCCCCUCUUAAUUUGCCUUUAAUGUCCUCUUACUGCGUUUUAAUCUGUUGGUUUUAUUCAGUUUCACUUACUCUUUUAUUUUGUUACUUGAACUUUUAUUUUAUCAUUUUAUUAGUUUUAUGUGCAUUCCGUUUUAGUCUUGCCUUUUAGGUUUGAUACCUUAAAUCAUGUACAGUAUACUUGUGCUGAAACCAUUUAGCCCCAGUCUGAAAUGUUGGAGAUCUUGUUCAGAGGGGUGUUGCGGAUGCUAAGUGAGAGCAAGAACUGUUGCAGUCUGUUUCACUCGAAGGAUUACCAAUAAAAACUGACAUUUUGUAGCUUC